Hordeum vulgare subsp. vulgare (domesticated barley) is the source of this 1966-nucleotide messenger RNA. RefSeq names its product zinc finger CCCH domain-containing protein 2. The transcript has a single exon. Gene Ontology annotation, molecular function: metal ion binding. The record is from RefSeq and is a predicted model, not a curated record. Bases 116 to 1255 code for a protein of 379 amino acids. Lineage: Eukaryota; Viridiplantae; Streptophyta; Magnoliopsida; Poales; Poaceae.
GUGUUCUUCUCCACAAUCCGUCCGAGACCCACCCACCUUCAGUCCACUAGCAGAUCUCUUCCUUCCCGUAGAGCAGACGGUAGAGCAGAGGCAGCGCCCAGCUCUCAGCCUAGACAUGAUGAUGAUGAGCGAGGGAGUGAGCGUGCCGCCGUGGGGCAACCUCCCGGUGAGCGGCGUCGACGCCGGCGGUGGCGACGAGACGCCGUUCCUGUUCGCCGCGCUGCGCCAGUACCUGCCGUGCAACGACAUGGCGGGCGCGGGCGGCGAUGACGAGGACGAGGCGGCGGCCAUGGCGGCCGCGGUGGACGCGUACGCGUGCGACGAGUUCCGCAUGUACGACUUCAAGGUGCGCCGGUGCGCGCGCGGCCGGAGCCACGACUGGACCGAGUGCCCCUUCGCGCACCCGGGGGAGAAGGCGCGCCGCCGCGACCCGCGCAAGUACCACUACUCCGGCACCGCCUGCCCCGACUUCCGCAAGGGCGGAUGCAAGCGCGGCGACGCCUGCGAGUACGCGCACGGCGUCUUCGAGUGCUGGCUCCACCCGGCGCGCUACCGCACGCAGCCCUGCAAGGACGGCACCGCCUGCCGCCGCCGCGUCUGCUUCUUCGCCCACACCCCCGACCAGCUCCGCGCCAUGCCGUCCCAGCACUCCAGCCCCAGGAGCACGCCGCUGUCCCCGCUCGCCGAGUCCUACGACGGCUCCCCGCUCCGGCGCCAGGCGUUCGAGAGCUACCUCAGCAAGAGCAUCAUGUCCUCCUCGCCCACCAGCACCCUGCUCUCCUCCCCGCCCAAGUCGCCCCCGUCCGAGUCGCCGCCAUUGUCUCCCGACGGGGCCGCCGCCUCCUUCCGCCGCGGUUCAUGGCCCGGCGUUGGGUCGCCCGUGAACGACGUCCUCGCCUCGCUCCGCCAGCUGCGCCUCGCCAAGGCGCAGGCGUCGCCGUCCGGUGGGUGGCCCGCCUACCCCACCUCCCCUGCCGCCUACGGCUCGCCCAAGGCCGGCGGCCUCUACAGCCUCCCCACCACCCCCAUGGGCACUCAGACCAGCGCCUCCAGCUUCAUGGCCAACCUGGAGCCACUCAACCUCCGCUUCCUCGACGACGAGGAGCCGGUUCAGAGGGUGGAGUCCGGGAGGGCGCUCCGGGAGAAGGUGUUCGAGCGGCUGAGCCGAGACGGCGCCGCGCCCCGCAGCUGCGACGUCGGUGCCGGAGCAGGAGGAGGCCCCGACGUCGGGUGGGUCUCAGACCUCAUCAACUGAGGCAGCCCGUUCCUUCUUCCAAGUUUACUUUGCGGAGUCGCUCAACAAGAUGGCAUGACGGAGGUGGCGGUAAGAAGAAGAAGGAAGAAAAAUGGCACCCCAAAAAAAUUAUCCUCAAGUUUCUUUUGCUAUUUCAAGUUGCUGCAAAUUCCUGUACAUAGCUGCUAUCUAUCUCCCAUGUGAAUAUUCCUGGUUGGCGGAAGGGAGGCAAGAUGAAGGAGGAGGAUGGGUGGAUUUGUUUUGGGGUUCUUGAGGAAGUAGGAAUUUACCCAAAAGGAAAAAUUACCAAAAAAAGGAGGGAAGAGGUGGAUUGGAACUUGGAUGGUGGUGGUCCUAUCUGUUGUGUUGUGCAUAGGUGGAAGGGUGGGUGGUGAAGCAUGGAAGGGAAGCUGGCUGGUGGUGGUGACGAUGAGAGGGUUGGAAGGUGGACUUGAUUCCUGUGAUUACUGGCGCUGUUGUUGUUUCUUUAUCGUCCUCGUUAGUGCAUCAUCUGGACUAGCUGAAGACCGACCGAUUUCACAUUUUGUUAAUUAAUGUAAUCCUUCGUAAGGAUGGCGAUCGACGAUCCGAUCCCCCACACCAUAUUUUGUACUACUGCCUUAGCCGCUUAGCGGCCUUUAAUCCUUGGUUCAUCCAAUGGCGAUGAAUCAACUCCCCCCCCAAUGUAUUUGUGUAAUCCUUCGCUAUUAUCAAGUAAAUGAUGUUUAUCUA